AAAAAGAAAAAGAAAGAAAAGAAGUAGAACCUCCAGAUGCAGACAGAAAACCUGGAAUCUGGAACUUCGAACAGGAAACCUGAAGCAGCAAACUUAGAAUGUGGGGCUUCCAGAACAUGGAACUCGGAGGCCGCCACCCUCAGUGGUCAGUGGGGAAACUGAGGUGUAGGAGGUGGGGAGUUCGUGAGCCUUGAUGAGCAGCGGUGGGCACACAGGUGGCCCUGCUGAGCCGGGCAGGGGUGAGGACCCUCCCCACAGCCUGCUGGGUGCCUGACCUUGGGCAUGUCCCCUCUCCAAGCCUCAGUUUCCUCACCUGUGAAGUGGGUUGUGAGGAUGAGAUGAGACAGUGCGCAUCAUUUGGGAGCUCAGGAUCACCAGGAAGUCAGUGGCCUUGCUGAGACCCAGCUCCUGGCCAUGCAACUUCUAGAGCUGCCUUCUCACCUUGUGAUGGGGGUGGUUUUGUUGCUGUUUCCAGUCUCUCUCUUUUCCCAAAGUCGAGGUGCCUUUGAGCGCUUGCGUGCCUGUUUCUGGCACCACCAGGUGGGAAAGUUAGGUAGUGGAUGGGUAGGAAGAGAUGGGCGAUGGUCUCACAGUGCUGGGCAGGGGGCCCAACGCCUACAGCCCUGAGUGGUAUCCCCUGACCAUAGGUGGGGCCUGCAAAGUGUCCCUGCUGGAGACGAUCAGGUCCUAACACAAGAGCCACAGAGGAGUACGGCCUUUCCCUGCUGCAGGGUGGCUGCCACCUCGCGCUCACCACUGCCUGUAAAUAUCCUCCUAACACUAAGAUGGCACCCCAUUGCCUUGGGACCUUCAUUGUCGCCCUCAGGAUUCAGAAAGGACGAGAACAGGUUGAAUGAGGGGACGCAUUCAGUGGGUCAUGUUUAUUGAAUGCAGAUGCUGUGGGGAGGAAGAUGUGGCUGCCACUGUAGGAGCAUCAGUGCUGUCACCCACCACCCCCCGAGAAAUAAUCCAAACCGCGAAGCAGAGAUAGCCCCGCAGGUGGCUUAGUGUCUAGACACUGACCUGGCUCGGGGCUGGCAUGGACCAGGGCAGAAUGCCCCGGGCAGGCAGAAUUGGACAGAGAGUAACUGGGAGAGGAGAAGAGACAGGGUGUGUCCCAGCCGAGGGCAGGCUCCCUGGGCGCGCAGAGCCCAGCCAGCUAUGUGCUUGCUCUGUCGGGACCACCCCAGCAGGAAGCUAAUCGUGAGGCUCAGGUCCCCAGAUCCCAGGGGCAGUGCUGCCACCAUGCCGCCCAGGAGCUGCAGGCUGUAGGCAGGUGUGGCCUUGUCACCUCCCUUGGUCCCCACAGUGCCAGAGCCAUGUUCAAGCUCACUCCUUCGCCCAGCAGUGCACCUGCAGUGCCAGGCAUGAGGCGGUGCACACACGGCCGCAAGGUAAGGUUCAGGCGCUGGCGGGGAGGAUCCUAACUGCUGAGCCACUCUUCCUUUCCCACUGUCUCCCCAUAACUCCUCCCAGCUGUGAAGGUGGGGCUCAUUCCUGCACCUCCCCUCCGCCACCACACCCCAUUGGUAGGGGCCCUUAGGAUUCACGUAACUAAGCCGCCUCACUGGGGUGUGACAAGCCCAAGAUGGCAAAGCAGGCAGUACUAGAACUGUGUGGGCACUUUCGUGAGCCCCAGACCAGGCCUGAGAGCCCUGAAGCAUUGACUGGAUGGUGUGGGUGUGUGGAUUUGGGGUGGUCAUUUAUUCAUUCAACAAACUGAGGGUGAGCACCUCUUUUGUGUGGGCCUCAGGGCUUGAGGCUGAGGACUCAGGGGCGUUGGACACCACAGCCCUUGUGUGGGGUGAGGGGUUCUCGGGGGCAGGCCAGGGUCAGGGAGACCUGAAGGAGUGCAGCUCAGCCGAACCCUCCAGGGACAGGAACGGGGAUUGGAGGGCGAGAUUACACAGAAACUUCUGUGCCUCCUUGGGAGACUUGGACUUUCUCCUGAGGGCAGCCGUUCCAAGCUGGGAGGGGCAGCGUCAGAUGUGGCUUUUGUUUGACUCAUGGGGGCUGGGUCCGGGGCCUACUGAGGAAUCGGCUGCCAUUCUGGAUGAAAAUGAGACGCUACAAGCUCUUUCUCAUGUUCUGUAUGGCCGGCCUGUGCCUUAUUUCCUUCCUGCACUUCUUCAAGACCCUGUCCUAUGUCACCUUCCCCCGAGAACUGGCCUCCCUCAGCCCUAACUUGGUGUCCAGCUUCUUCUGGAACAAUGCGCCAGUCACGCCCCAGGCCAGCCCCGAGCCGGGCGGCCCCGAUCUGCUGCGCACCCCGCUGUACUCCCACUCGCCCCUGCUGCAGCCACUGCCGCCCAGCAAGGCGGCUGAGGAGCUCCACCGGGUGGCCUUCGUACUACCCGAGGACACCACCGAGUAUUUCGUGCGCACCAAGGCUGGCGGAGUCUGCUUCAAACCCGGGACCAAGAUGCUGGAGAGGCCGCCCCCGGGACGGCUGGAGGAGAAGCCAGAGCGGGCCAACGGCUCCUCCGCCCGGCGCCCACCCCGGUACCUGCUGAGCGCCCGGGAGCGCACUGGGGGCCGGGGCGCGCGGCGCAAGUGGGUGGAGUGCGUGUGCCUGCCCGGCUGGCACGGACCCAGCUGCGGCGUGCCCACCGUGGUGCAGUACUCCAACCUGCCCACCAAGGAGCGGCUGGUGCCCAGGGAGGUGCCGCGCCGCGUCAUCAACGCCAUCAACGUCAACCACGAGUUUGACCUGCUGGACGUGCGCUUCCACGAGCUGGGCGACGUGGUGGACGCCUUCGUGGUGUGCGAGUCCAACUUCACUGCCUACGGGGAGCCGCGGCCGCUCAAGUUCCGGGAGAUGCUGACCAACGGCACCUUCGAGUACAUCCGCCACAAGGUGCUGUACGUCUUCCUGGACCACUUCCCGCCCGGAGGCCGGCAGGACGGCUGGAUCGCCGACGACUACCUGCGCACCUUCCUCACCCAGGACGGCGUCUCGCGGCUGCGCAACCUACGGCCAGACGACGUCUUCAUCAUCGACGACGCCGACGAGAUCCCGGCCCGCGACGGCGUCCUCUUCCUCAAGCUCUACGACGGCUGGACCGAGCCCUUCGCCUUCCACAUGCGCAAGUCGCUCUACGGCUUCUUCUGGAAGCAGCCGGGCACCCUGGAGGUGGUGUCAGGCUGCACCGUGGACAUGCUGCAGGCCGUGUACGGGCUGGACGGCAUCCGCCUGCGCCGCCGCCAGUACUACACCAUGCCCAACUUCAGGCAGUACGAGAACCGCACCGGCCACAUCCUGGUGCAGUGGUCACUGGGCAGCCCCCUGCACUUCGCAGGCUGGCACUGCUCCUGGUGCUUCACGCCCGAGGGCAUCUACUUCAAGCUCGUGUCCGCCCAGAACGGCGACUUCCCGCGCUGGGGUGACUACGAGGACAAGCGGGACCUGAACUACAUCCGCGGCCUGAUCCGCACGGGGGGCUGGUUCGACGGCACACAGCAGGAGUACCCGCCCGCAGACCCCAGCGAGCACAUGUACGCGCCCAAGUACCUGCUCAAGAACUACAACCAGUUCCGCUACCUGUUGGACAACCCCUACCAGGAGCCCAGGAGCACGGCGGCAGGUGGGCGGCACCACAGGGGUCCCGAGGGAAGGCUGCCCGCCCGGGGCAAACUGGACGAGGCGGAAGGCUAGGGCUGCAUGAUCUGAUAGGGCGCAUGGCAGGGCGGGGUUGGCGGCCCCCUAGCGCUAUCUCCUUGCCUCCUGCCAGCUCCGUGGUUCUUGAGGGGACCAGGUGUGGGUGAGGAGUACAGAUGAGGGUAGGGUUUCCCUACUGAAGCCCUUGUGAAUCAAGGGUCAGGCCUUUGAGCUCAGAAAACAUCUCUCCUGCUAGGAGAGGGUGCAGACCGUGACAUCUGGGUAGCCCUUCUGACUGUCAAGACUGCUGUGGCCAGGAGGUGCCACUGGAGUGUGCUGGUAGUCCCUGGGUAGCAGGGGAGGGCAAGCAGAGUGGGGGAAGAGAGCCUGAAGGAUCUCAUGGGGCAGCCUCUGGGGCGUGGCCAGGCCGGGAAGAAGCCCACCAUUUGGCAUCCCAGGGUCUUGGGCUCGAAGUGGGAGACUGGCCUGCCAGGAGGACCCAGGGCUCUGUAAGUAGAUACAUUUGGGUCCAGGAGGAAGCAUGGACACCUGGGAGGGAGGGGAUGAAAAACUGCAUCGCACCAAGAGGAGGUGCUGAGGGAUGCUUUGCAGGGUUGUCAGAAGUGCUGGGCCAGGAGACAGAACUCCACCCCCUGCCCCAGAGGACAAGACGUGGCUGCCCUCAGGGGACUGGUGCCUGAGUCUGUUUCUGUCCCCUCAGGCUGUCGUGAGCCAACACAGGGGCCUGAAGAACCCUGAGGAACUUUCCUUUUAGUUCCAAGCUGGCCCUGGCAUUCCUUCCCCCGUUGUUAACAUUGCUGUCUUGUGGACUGUGCACUCAGUCCUUGCAAGGCCAGGAGUCCAGUUGCAGGUGGGGCCUUGCUGGGGCGGUGGGGAGGUGAAGACUGACAUGAGGCCUCCGCACGGAUCCGUCUCUCCCUCUCCAUCACGCCUUCCUUCUGAUACCCAGUCCCAGCUGUUCACUGUCCCAGGUGCAAUCACUGUUGUGCCCCUCCUUAGGGCUGGGAGCCAGGAAGGGGCCAUGAGGCUGUCCUGGGCCCAAGAAGGGACAAUAAGGCCAGUUGUAUGCUUCCUGUUCCUCGUAGCUGGCCUUGGUGGGGGUGUCUUUGCUCGAGUAGACUCUAAGCUGCUGUGAUUAAGCGACCCUGAAAUACAUGGUUUAAGCAAGAGGGACACUGGUUUCUAAUUAGUCUAGAGUGAGAUGGCUCAGAGCUGGUAGGACAGCUGUGCGUUUCUUCAUACGCACCUUCCAAUUCUGGGUACAGAGUGGCUGCUCCAGCGCCCAGUCCUGUGUGUAUCCAAGCCUGGGGGAAGCAGAAAUAGGCAAGAAGGGCAUAAACGCUUCCUGCUAAAGGCAUGAGCCAGAAUUGGCAGGCUCACCUCUGCCGGCCUCUCAUUGGCUGGGACUCAGUCACAUGGCCACAAGCAGCUGCAAGGGAAUCUGGGAAGUGUAGUCUUCAGCGGGGCCACCAUGUGCCUGGCCUCACCUUGGGAGUUCUCUUAUUGAUGGAGAAGAGAAUAGAUAUGGGGAACCAGUAGCAUCUCUGGGAGAGGGGAAGGAGGCAGCAAUAACUCAGUCAUCGGAUCCAGAUUUCAUUGUCAGAGCUUCUGGAACAGCUUGCUCCUGUUCCCCUCACUGUGUAGCCCAGGGCCAGGGGCAGUGAGGAGUCUGCACUCUGUGGGAAGGGGAAACACCCCUCGGCCCCUCAAGCACUACCCACUGAUGCCGGUGUGCAGAGUUGGCCUGCGGAAUGGCUCAUGUUUGUGCGUGCGUGUGUGUGUAUAUUUAUGGGCAUGGGUGCAUGCUUGGUGUGUAUUUGUACAUGUCUGUAUUGCUGUGUCCCUGUAAAUAUAUGCUUGUGUGUGGAUGGGGGAGCCCAGGCCCAGGUGUCCUCUUCCUCAGGCCUGUGGCCACACCUCCUGCAGCUCCCCAAUAUGACUGAGACAGAAAACCCUUGGGGAGCCUAGAAAGCAAAGCUAAAGGGGAUGCAGGGUCUGUCCGUCUGUCUGUCUUUCAGUCUGAGGAAUGAGAAUUCUGAUCUGAGGGCUGUGCAGCUGAGAGCCCACUACCUCCCCAGCCCCUCUCGACCCCAGCCACAUCAUCCCACCCAUCCCCUACCCCUACCCUAGUGGGCUUUCUCUGGUGUCUUAUCGAUAGGAGUUUCCUGAUGGGCCAGGAGAGGAGGACAUCUCCUUGCCACAGCUCUGUCUGGGUUAAGUGCCCAGUGAGGGCAUGAUGUGGGGAGUUGGCCUCAGAGCAGCUGUUGGUAGGCCAGUGUGAAGUGGGCUGAGGGGCUCUGACCUACUCUUGCUCCCAUAUAGGGACUGCCCCCCAUGGAACUCCUCCUUUGAAGUCACAGCAGCCUUCCUUUCUGUUUCCUCUUGGGGCCGAGGGGUAGCUCAAGAAGUCAGGGGAUCCCUGUGGCUCUGGGUCAAUCCAGGCAAGGCUGCACCCCAUGGACAGGGAAUCUCAGGGCUCCUGAUCAUGCCUGGGCCCUGGCCUGGGGCCUCCCUUCUUGGCAACUUCCUCACCCCAUGCCCCUGGCACCCUCAGUUGCUGUGGGGAUGCCCCUCCAGGGUACCAGCUCAGGGCUAAGGGAAGGAAGAGCUGCCAGGCCCUGCCUUCCUCAGAAACCUGGUGGGGCAGGUCCUGUUCACAGCAGAAGUGAAGGCCUCGCCAUUGGUGAAGAGGACAGCUGUCAGAGGCGUGGGGGUCCAGGGCACGGCGUUGAAGAGUUUCGCAUAUAUCACAGCAUACACUGGGAAUUUGGGGGGGAGCAGAGGAACCCAGGGCCACUCCCUCAGUAUGAAAGGAAACCAAGCUGAAUGUGACCACCGGCACACUGCUGCCACGUCCCAUGUCCACAUUUCCCCCUGGUAAUAACUGGCCCCAAGACUGAGACCCAAGGAGGCCUGUCUGUGCCAAGAAUCCAGGAAGCAUGGCUGGCCCUGUCCACCCAUGGGUCAUGUCAGUUUCCAGGGGCAGCAUGGGAGAGCUUUGAGGGCAACAGGAAGAGUCCAGGUGGGGAGACAGGACUUGCCCAAGCAGAAGGCAGGACCCUGGGAAAUGUAUAAUUUAAGGACAUCAAUAAUAGUAUUAUUUUUUUUGUAAGGGAAAAUCAAUAUGUACAUUCUGAAAUCAUUUUCUCUGUAAAUGGUUGGAUUUCAUUUCACCCUUAAAGGGAUGCUUAAAGGAGAAGAUAAUAUUAAUAAUAAAAACAGCUACAAAGUCUGAA
This is a messenger RNA of Sapajus apella (tufted capuchin), 6855 nucleotides long. It is a transcript of the gene MGAT3, whose product is annotated as beta-1,4-mannosyl-glycoprotein 4-beta-N-acetylglucosaminyltransferase. Gene Ontology annotation, molecular function: beta-1,4-mannosylglycoprotein 4-beta-N-acetylglucosaminyltransferase activity. Gene Ontology annotation, biological process: protein N-linked glycosylation; N-acetylglucosamine metabolic process. The transcript has 2 exons. Gene Ontology annotation, cellular component: membrane. The record is from RefSeq and is a predicted model, not a curated record. Lineage: Eukaryota; Metazoa; Chordata; Mammalia; Primates; Cebidae. Bases 2054 to 3655 code for a protein of 533 amino acids.